GAGAGAGCGCGCGCGCGAGAGAGCAUGAGGACGGCCCUGGGUAUCGGACUCUGCCUGGUUUUGCAGACAGUUUGCGCUAUGAUAUCGACACCCUGCUUGUCACAGAUGCAGCCUUGUAUUUCACCAGAUCUGUGCAGAAGCAAACAGACUCUUCUGAGAAAUGCUUGUGUUUCUGAAGACAGCAGCUGUCAGAUAGAGAGUUUCGAGAGCUGUAAUGUGAUCAUUCAGGCAAUAUUUGCACCCUCGAUAGAAUGUAUAUGUGCUGAUGAAAAUCCCUGCAACGUUCUACAACUCCUGGCUUCCUUCUGCCGUUCCUACUUAGUUGCUGAGCCCUCGCGUGCAUCUGACAAAUCAAGAUUAGCACCUCAACACUCGAGCCAUAAGGACAGUCGUCUACAUCCUCAUCCAGUUAUUGAGAACAGCCUGAAGGAUGAAUGGACAGAAAGUAAACUGUUAACCUAUGCACCGGCCCCAAACACGUCCUGCGUACAGGAGAUGACGCUAUGCCUUCAAGAUGAAGUGUGUAAUCGGCAGCUGGUGCCGUUUGUCCAGUCCUGUUCUUCUCCUCAGUGUGAUGAGAGGCUUUGCAGGCUGGCAACAAGACGUUUUUAUUCACACCUACCUGAAAACGUGGCCGAGAUGCUGGUUUUCUGCCAGUGUGUGACAGGUGACCACGAUUGUCAGCAUUUUCAGAACAUGCUUGAUUCCAAAUCCUGCAAAAAACACCAGACAGUACAAUGGAACUGCCUGGAGAUGCUGGACAACUGCACCGGAGAGAAGAUUUGCAGGCAGACAUUUGAGGCAUUCCUGUCCAAAUGUUUUGGCUCAGAGGAUCAGUCAUUUAGUGGAUAUUCAACCAGGGACCUGCUGCAUGUCAUAGAUCUCAACUUUUUUGUCAGUGGAAACAAAGAGUGCAGACUGGCCUUUGUAGCUACAAUGGGAUCUGUGCUUCAGAGUCCGUGCACCUGCCAUGGACUGGAUCAUCCCAAUCUUUACAGGUGCAAUGUGUUGCAACAAGCCAUUCAUAAGAGAUCCUAUUUCAGACAUCAAGGACCUAAACAAAUUUUUUCAUCUACAAAGUCAAAUGUAAACAAAUCACAGGAAGAGUAUUCAUGGCUAAAUGAUCAAUUAUUGUACAUUCUGGUGUCCGUUUGUGCAGUGGUGCUAAUGAUCAUUGCAGUUGCUAUCGGCAUUGUUAUGCAUAAACUGGGGAAAAAGCAGAAUAUGUCCCAGAACCCUGGUUCCAGGUUUAAACCCCCAGAGGACUCCACAAAAUCACUCGUCCUGUAAUUUUCACUUGUUUAACUAUAAAUAUUUGUAACUAUAUAAGCAUACUGUAUAAUAUAGUGAUUGUUUUACGUGAUGGCCCAGGUUUGUACAAAUUUAGAUAUUUUUGUUGUAGAUCUGCGAGUUUUAUUUUCUGAUGUGAAUGUACACUUGAGUGACUGUUGUUUUGUGACUGUGCUUUAAUUAUGGAAUAGUUGAACA
Messenger RNA from Clarias gariepinus (North African catfish), 1488 nucleotides. It is a transcript of the gene gfral, whose product is annotated as GDNF family receptor alpha like. Bases 25 to 1290 code for a protein of 421 amino acids. The transcript is spliced from 10 exons. NCBI's taxonomy places the organism in Eukaryota, Metazoa, Chordata, Actinopteri, Siluriformes, Clariidae. Gene Ontology annotation, biological process: nervous system development. The record is from RefSeq and is a predicted model, not a curated record. Gene Ontology annotation, cellular component: external side of plasma membrane; signaling receptor complex. Gene Ontology annotation, molecular function: signaling receptor activity.